AACAACAUGGCGGCAGCUGUUGAGGGAACUCCUCGGAGGGUUCGUGCCUUGCUGUCGAGUUUUCUUCACUCGUCGGACAAAAAUGGAAAAGCCAGAACUCUCGAACAAGAUGAUGCCUCUUUGGACUCAGUUUGUAGAAGUCAGCCAAGAAGUAAAGAAGCAUUUUGGAAUCGUGUGGAAACCUUCUCUCCAUUUACAUGGUUUGCCAAACCUCUUGCACUUUCACCUCUCCACUGUGCACAAUAUGGCUGGGAAAACAGUGAAGUUGACAUCCUACAGUGUGUUAGCUGCAGGGCAUGUCUUGAUGCUACCAUAUCCACUACAUGGGAUUCUGAAAUUUAUGCCAAGACCUGUGAGCAGCUAAGAGAAGCACUUGUCAGUGGUCAUUCUAAACUGUGUCCAUGGCCGGAUAAUCCUUGCCCUGAGUCAUUUGUAAAGUUGCCAUUAUACAGUUAUUCACAAUGGCUUGAAGACUACAGGGCAAGAUGGAAAUCCAUUAUUACCCUUGUCGACGAGAUCCCACUUGUUGAUGAGCAAGCCAUCAAGGACAUGGAUUGUCUAACGCCAGGUCACAUAGAAGGACUUCAGAAUUUAGUUGACCCUGGAUGUAUCAGCUGGACAAGGAACGAACUGGACUUAGAACAAGCCUCCAAAGCAUCUUGUAUUAUAGCACUUUGUGGUUGGAGGAGCAGCAUCACCAGUGAUCCUGAUGUGAAUACCAUAUCUUGUUCAUUGUGUCGUCGAGAGCUGGGUGUGUGGAAUUUUUUCCCUUUGACACACGUCGCGACAGAGCAAGAUGAGGGACAAGUCCAUGAUGCCCCGUCAUAUCUGGACACCGGACAAAUGUUUGCGGAGGAUACGAGUUUCAGAAACAUCACACACCAGGAAGAGUCUGGAAGUAGAGAGAUCAGUGGAGAAGGCGACAAUCAGGGAACAAGCUUGGCGGGUAAUGGAGAGCGUAGCACGGAGGGGGAUAAAGGUGAUCCCACAGAACCCAUGGAAGAGGGUGAUAGUUUUGAAAAAGGAGACAAAUCCUCAACAGAAGAUUCCACAACGGAGACAGUUUGUGAAUUAACAGAGACUUCACAUACAUUGACUGUUAAAUCGACAUCAGAGCCAAUGGGGCUCAAGUCUCCACUGCAUCGGUCAUUAUCCAACCUGCCUGGGGAAGAAGCAACUGAAUCCCUCUGUGUGGAGGUCGAAAAUGAAAGUUUAACAGAGAGACUACAAGAUGUGGAAUCUGAGCUGGAGUUUCUGGGGUACGGCCGGGAGGGUGUUCCUGAGGAGAACGACGGCCGGCCAAGAGCGAAGAAGAGGAGGCUGCAGGAGAUCGAAAGGAACACUUUUCACGUGUUAUCAGAGCACCGCACGUGGUGUCCGUGGGUAGUGACUAUGCGUGGUAGUGACGGUAACACCACACCACCGGGGUGGAAGGUACUCCUAGGAACACUUCUUCCUUCAUUGAGUCCAUCGGCAACACACUUCAUUCAUGAGACUCAUCCACAAGAUGCGUGGAAAACAGUGAGAAAGUUACUCGGCGAGUGCUAUUCCCCAGCGAAACAAACUUGAGGCCAAGAAGUACAGCCGUGAAGGGGAGUUGAAAAAAUAUUAGUCCAUGAUUCGGAGAUUCCCGAAUGUCACGUAGUUCAUGAAUAAGCUCAACCCAUGUUGUAAUGAAACCAUGUUUGAGCAGCUGCUGAUGCUCUUUACAAUACCGCACAGUCAAUUGAAAAUAGUGACAUUUAAUCCUUUGUCUUACAGCAUAUUUAAAGGAUUGUUUGAAUUUUAAGGCUGUGAUUUGAGACAACUUAAAAUGUAUGUAAACACUGUUGUGUUACAUGGAUGGCGUGACCAAGUGAUAAUGAAGUGGUCACGCAAUUGCGAGGAAGAAAGUGUUAUUGAGAAAUAUUUCGAGGUAGUCAACGUGACAGACCUUGAGGAUGCAGCCGCUGUGUGCGUUACAGGAUGGAUUUGGAUUUUUAGAGGACCAAAUGAGGUGGAAAAGAACAUAAUUUGAUGGUCGUUUUUAUAGUUUUAUUCGAGAGCCCAUUACCUGGAGCCUCCAUACCAAUUGUACCCUUGAGUCAACCCUGUCUCGUAUCUUUUUAUUUUUAGAACUGAGAUACGUGGGGGGUUCUUUAAUUUCCCGUGAAAACUCGCUGACAUUCGCACAGCACCCUUAAAAAAAUGGUAAAUUUUCCGCGCUUUUCGCCAUUAUUGAAAUACUUUCGUGCGGCCUGCAUGUGACAUAAACAAUAGAGGACCACAGCUCUCUUAUGAUUGGUUAUUAUGUAAACACCCGCGAAAAACCCCGUGGGAGGUGCUUCUAAAAAAAUACGGGACAGGGUUGACUCAGAGGGUAAGUAUGGAAGGUGGAAGCUCCGAUAAUGGGCUCCUGUUUUAUUGUAGAGCAUUUUAAGAUAAGAGGAUGCCGUUACGACCUCAAGAUCUUUUGUAAACAUCUUCAUGCAAGUUAUUUACAAAUGCUAAAUAUUUUAAGGUUAUUGAUAAACUUUUAUGCGCUCUUAGAGCGCGUUUUAAAUGAGUAUCGUAAAACCAAAACCAAAGUAAUUGCAACGGAAUCAGAAUCGAAAAUAUUCAGAAGAGUCAAAGAGAACUUAAAGUCGAAAGAGGCAAACCGCCUGAAGAGCGGGAAAAUGCGGGCGACCAAGUGGAGAUUGGUGAUAUUCUUGCCUCUGAUUGGUUGAGAGAAUGGCGCGAGUUUUUUGAACCAAUCGUGGAGUGAAUCAAGUAAAAACCAAUGUAACUCCAGAUUUCUUUCGACACUCGAUUGAAAUUUCACUAAUUCGGACAAUUUUAAGUAACUGAUUAUAAGUAAGUUUCGACCACUUUCUUUCCUGGCUGACGGAAAGACAGACAGAUGAAUCGUCGAGCGGGCGCAUGGGCGGAAGGAAAGACCCUCAGCGAAUAGAUGUACAAACGGAGGGAGGACGAACGAAAACUCAAACGACAGAACUCAUGGGUGAAGAGAUAAACCAUAACACAGGCAGCCUUGAAGUUAUACAUACGAACAGUUAGGAAACGAACCAGGCCCGGAUGUCAAAGGGCGGAUUACGCUAUCCAUUGGUUAAAUAUCUAUUCGGUGGAUAGCGCAGUAUGUUUUGUUGAUAUUUAUUCGGUGGAUAGCGAUUUUUCCGUUGGAGGCGUUAUGCGGCCUCUGAACAACUGGGCCUCAGUACUGCACUGCUUUGUAAUGGCGGUUAUGCCAGAAAGUAUUUCGAAACUUGACUUUUACCUUAGGACUGAGAUUUGUUGCCCUACGCUCAUGAAGUAGUUUUGUUUCAUUCGUGACAUACGGACAGUGA
Messenger RNA from Pocillopora verrucosa, 3326 nucleotides. Its product is annotated as zinc finger C3HC-type protein 1-like. Lineage: Eukaryota; Metazoa; Cnidaria; Anthozoa; Scleractinia; Pocilloporidae. Gene Ontology annotation, cellular component: nucleus. The record is from RefSeq and is a predicted model, not a curated record. Gene Ontology annotation, molecular function: zinc ion binding.